AUGUCAGUUCAAGGUAUUCAAGAAUGGACUGUCCCUGUAACUGGGUUGUAUCGAAUAAGAGCUGCAGGAGCUGCAGGUGGAAUGUACACAUAUUCAAACACAAGAGGAGGAUAUGGUGCAAUCGUCGAGUCAGAAUUCAAUUUAAGUAAAAGUGGAGUUAUCAAAAUUUUGGUCGGCCAAAAAGGUGAAGAUACAAGAAAAAGAGUUGCCAAAGCAGCCCCAGGAGGUGGAGGAGGUACAUUUGUAUUCGAAAAUACAUCUGUAAGUAAUCCAAUGAUAGCAGCUGGGGGUAGUGGAGGUGGCUCUCCUUCUUCAUCAUCAAACAAAGAUGCUUCAUUUACUGAAAAUGGUCAAAAUUCUGGGACUGGUGAUUUAGGAGGAACAAAUGGAAAUGGCGGCGGAAUAAACAAAGGAAAUUAUGAUUAUUGGGCUGGGGGAGGUGCAGGAUGGCUCACUGAUGGAACAGGUGGAAAUAAUCCAACUUUACAUUCAUUUUCACCUGGUUCAGCAGGAGCUCAAGGAGGAAGAUCCCAAAAAAAUGGUGGAAUUGGUGGAACAAGAUAUAAUGAUGGUAAUGAUGAAGGUGGGGAUGGUGGAUUCGGAGGUGGGGGAGGUGGAGGCUCUGCAAAUAUGGGUACAGGAGGCGGAGGGGGGUAUUCAGGUGGUGCAGGAGCUAAACGAGAUUCAUCAGACAAUGUUUAUAGUGGUGGAGGCGGUGGGUCGUUUUCUAGAAACAAAAAGACGUAUUUAAGUGUCAGUAAUGAUGGUCAUGGUUAUGUAAACAUAACGCUUCUGAAUGUAAUCAAGACUGUCAACUGUAAUACUUGUAAUUAUGUUUUUCAAUCAUCCCUCCUCAAUCUUAUUAAUUCUUACCUCUUUGUUAUUCUAUCUAAUUGA
Trichomonas vaginalis G3 is the source of this 897-nucleotide messenger RNA. Its product is annotated as metallopeptidase protein. Bases 1 to 897 code for a protein of 298 amino acids. The record is from RefSeq and is a predicted model, not a curated record. The transcript has a single exon. Lineage: Eukaryota; Parabasalia; Trichomonadida; Trichomonadidae.